AUGAGGAGAAGGUCGAGGAGGACGAUGAGGAAGAUGACAACUAGGAGGAUGAGGACGAUGAGGAGGAUGAAAAGGAGAAUGACGAUGAGGAGGACAAUGAGGAAGAUGACAACGAGGAGGAUGAGGACAAGUCAGGAGGAGGAGGAUGAUGACAAAGAGGAGGAAGAUGACAAUGAGGUCAAGGAGGAGGAUGAUGAGAAGGUCGAGGAGGAGGACGCUGACAAAGACGAUGAGGAAGAGGUGGAUGAGGAGGAGGACAACGAGGAGGAGGAGGUUGGCAAGGAGGACCAGGAAGAGGAGGAGGAGCACGAUGACGACGACGAGGAGGACAACGAGGAGGAUGAGGAGGAGGACGAUGACGUCGAGGAGGAGGAUGACGAUGAGGAGGAGGUCGAGAAGGAGGACGAUGACAAGGAGGAGGAGGAAGAUGACAAUGAAGAGGAGGUGGAUGAGGUUGACGAGGAGGACAAGGAAGAGGAGGACGAUGAGGAGGAGGACGACGAUGACAAGGAGGAGGAGGACAACGGUGAUGAGGAGGAAGAUGAUGAUGAGGAGGAGGACAAUGAGGAGGAGGAGGAGGAUGAGGAGGACGAUUACAAGGAGGAUGAUGAGGAGAAGGUCGAGGAGGAGGUUGGCGAUGAGGAGGAGGAGGAGAAUGACGAGGAGGAGGAUAAUGACAAGGAGGAGGAGGACAACGAGGAGAAGGAUGAAGAGGAGGAGGAGGACGACGAGGACACGAUGAGAAGUAAUCUCAGAUGA
Molecule: messenger RNA, 759 nt
Organism: Xyrauchen texanus (razorback sucker)
Lineage: Eukaryota; Metazoa; Chordata; Actinopteri; Cypriniformes; Catostomidae
Product: cilia- and flagella-associated protein 251-like
Exons: 4
Coding region: 1-759 (252 amino acids)
Source: RefSeq, a predicted model, not a curated record